Molecule: messenger RNA, 1767 nt
Organism: Brachypodium distachyon (stiff brome)
Lineage: Eukaryota; Viridiplantae; Streptophyta; Magnoliopsida; Poales; Poaceae
Product: histone-lysine N-methyltransferase ATXR2
Exons: 15
Coding region: 85-1506 (473 amino acids)
Molecular function (GO): methyltransferase activity; protein binding
Source: RefSeq, a predicted model, not a curated record
GAGGCUUGGAUCAAAACCCCAAAACCCCGGAGGAGGCAGCGGCGGCACAAUCAGCCGCAGCAAGCGCCAACUCACACCGGCGGCAUGGGUCGGAGCAGCAGAGCCAGUCCGUGCGACAUGGACAGGGAGUUCGCCCCCGAGAUCGCUCAGCUCCUAGCUACCCCGCCUCUCCAAUCCGCCAAGAAAUACUAUGAUGAACUCAUACAAUCCAAGAAACACGAUGCUAUAAGAGUGAACUACAACAGCGAGCAUGGGAAAGGUAUUUGUGCAAGCAAGGAUUUCGCUGAAGGGGACGUAAUUCUGAAGGACCAAAUGUUAGUUGGUGCACAACACAGCCUUAACAAGAUUGACUGUGCUGUGUGUAGUUAUUGCUUCCGCUUCAUUGGUUCAAUAGAGUUCCAGAUUGGACGUAGACUGUAUUUGCAAAGCAUUGGUUCAAGCAUUAGCUGCACUACUGAGAGACACUGUCAUGGAAGUGAUGUGGGAUCGAGCACUGGUUGUUCUGGUGUAACAAAGGGAAAGAGUAAUACUUUGCCACAAGAGGUCUUAGAAUCACUUAUAAAUGGUGAUCAUUCACUACCUUUCUCAGACCUUUUCACUUUACCAAAAGUUGUUGCUUGUCGUGGAUGUGAGGAAGAACACUACUGCAGCCAAUCUUGUGCAGAUUCUGAUUGGGAAACAUACCAUUCUUUGCUCUGUGCUGGCUCCAACACCGAACCAUCCCGAAGAUCUGCUCUUCACAAAUUCGUAGAGCAUGCUAAUGAUACCAAUGAUAUUUUCUUGGUUGCUGCCAAGGCUAUCACUUUCACCAUAUUGAGGUACAAGAAACUCAAAAGGCAACAUGAAUUUCAAAACAAACUAGAUGAAUCAAACUUUUCUUUGCUUAUGGAAGCCUGGAAACCACUUUCCAUGGGCUUCAAAAAGAGAUGGUGGGAUUGUGUUGCUUGGACUGAGGAUGUUGAUUCUUGCGAUGAAGAUUCAUUUAGGCAGGAGUUGAUGGAUCUAGCAUUUACGUCACUGCAGCUUCUCAAGGAUGCGAUCUAUGAUGCCGAGUGUGCACCAUUGUUCUCUCUUGAGGUGUAUGGCCAUAUCGUUGGCAUGUUUGAGCUGAACAAUCUUGAUUUGGUUGUUGCAUCGCCAGUUGAAGACUAUUUCAUGUAUAUUGAUGAGCUUCCUGACAAUGAGAAGGAGGAAGCUGAGAAAGCAACAAUGCCAUUUCUAGAUGCUUUAGGUGAUGACUGUUCAAUUCCUUGUGAGGGGACAGCGUUUUUUCCUCUGCAAAGCUGUAUGAACCAUUCAUGCUGUCCAAAUGCUAAAGCAUUUAAAAGAGACGAGGAUAAUGACGGCCAUGGAGUGAUAAUUGCUCUGGAGCCCAUCAGCAAGGAUGAUGAGAUUACAAUCUCCUACAUUGAUGAAGAUCUUCCAUACGUAGAGCGACAGGCACUGCUUGCAGACUAUGGAUUCACAUGUGCGUGCUUGAAGUGCCAAGAAGAAAAGCUGAACUGAACGAGACAGACUGGAAUUGCUCCAAAUUUUUGCCGUAAUGAGAGUGCAUCCUGCUUGUAGUUUAUAUGAUGAUAUCCUGAUUUGACUAGAUGUUGGAUUAUACUCUGUCGAGACUGCCUGUCAUUGUAUAUUAACCUUUGUAGCUCAUGUCAUUGGAGAUUUUAACAGCUCCAAAAUGUUGGAUUGCGAUGGAGACAUACUGGAAUUGGAAUGGGUGCUGGUUUUUGCUUUGUUUUAUGUUGAGAAGUUACAGAAAUGGCA